Messenger RNA from Alnus glutinosa, 2389 nucleotides. RefSeq lists its product as uncharacterized. NCBI's taxonomy places the organism in Eukaryota, Viridiplantae, Streptophyta, Magnoliopsida, Fagales, Betulaceae. Gene Ontology annotation, cellular component: Ino80 complex. The record is from RefSeq and is a predicted model, not a curated record. The transcript has 7 exons. Gene Ontology annotation, biological process: chromatin remodeling. Bases 347 to 2131 code for a protein of 594 amino acids.
UAGAGAGAGAGAAAGUAGAGAGAGAUGGGUGACCAUAACAACAACAGGGACAACAAAAGGAUAGGGUACAAUGUGGUGACCCAACAAAAGCACAGGACCAGUGAUCUUAGAACAAUGGUGAAGAUUUUUAGCCAUCUGCUUCCUCACCCUAGUUCCAACCUCGGCACCCACCGCUAUUUGUCCAAUCACACCCCACCACCUGGCUAAGAUAUCCAACCUUAGCUUCAAUUUUACACACACUCUCCUUCUCCCUCUCAGGCUCGUCUUUUUCCUUGAUGGUGAUCUAGGGUUUGAGGCUUUUGGUGUGACCCAGAAAGCAGCACUUGUGAUUGCCUCUUUGACCACCAUGGAAGGUUUUGGGAGUUUUGGGUUCGGUGAUAAAAACAGGGCCGCGAAGAAGAAGAGGAGUAAUACAUCCCGUCGUCCUCGGAAUGAUUCACAGCUGCCUUCAGAUUACCGUGAUUUUUCGUCCUUGUCAUCCACACCACCUUCAGAUAAUGUGAGCAAAGUAUCAAGCGAUGAGAACAAUGAUUGUGGUUCAGUUUCUCGAAAGAAAGAAAUCAAUUUGGACCUGUGCAGCACAAGGGCUUCAUCUAUUAACAUCGCUGAAGCUGAAUCUGGCCAAAAUAUGAUCAAGAAUGAAGAUGGAGUUUUCGGAGAUUCCGAUGAAGCUUCCAAUAAUGGUUCUUUCCGAGGAAGUAAUGAGCAGGUACACAGUGUAGUUGAUUACAGAAGACACAGUGAAGGUGUCCUUGCGCCAGCUGAUUAUAAAGGCACGAGCAAGGUAGGGCAUUUUGGAGCUGUUUCAGAUGGCUUAGAACAUGAGAACAAAGUGAAAAAGGUUAAGCUUAAAGUCGGUGGUGUCAUACGGACAAUUCAUGCCAAGUCAAUAUCAGAUGGUGCAUCUGGUGUUGGAUCGUCUACUACAAAAUCUUCUCGCAUUUCAGAUACCCCUCACCCACGGCAGAAGUUUAUUGGUCAGGAAAAUUCAGAUGACAACCGUUCCUUUACUUCAGAUAAGGGGAGUAGCUUACGGGGGGUUCCAUGGAAGGAUUUUUCCAAAUAUGGUUUAAAUGUGGGAAAAGCUGAUUCUUCAAGGAGCAGGAUGCCUGAAGAAAAUAUUUCCACAAACCAAGCUGAAAAAUACGAGCCUAUUCGCAAAAGCAGACGGAUCUCCAAGAGACGUGUGUUGGAUGAAGCGCUUGGUGAUGGAGAUGAUGAUGAUGAGAUUAGAUAUCUUGAAAAACUCAAAACAUCUAAGGCUACCAUUGAUUACAGUGUAGAGGAUGAAGAUGAUGAGGAAGGAGGAAGCAGGAAACAACGGAAGAUAUCAAGGGUAUUGAAGAGUAAUGUUGAUGGCCGAUAUGAUGUUAAUGUGGAAGGUCACCUCUCAUCAAGAUCGAGCAAGGAGGGUAAGAAGUCUCGAUCGGGGCGAGCAUUUGAAGAUACCGAUUAUUUAGAAGAGGAAGAAGCAAUUUCAGAUGGUGAGACCAAUACUAACAAGAAGAAACCAAAAAAGGAAUUUGUUGAUUUAUUGGGAGAUAAUAAGAAGGAAAUAACAGUCACUACACGUCAACGGGCCCUUCAAACUGGCAAAGAUGUCUCUUCCAGCUUAGGUGCAAGUCUAAUUGAGUUCCCAAAUGGCUUGCCUCCUCCUCCACCUAGGAAGCAAAAAGAGAAACUCUCUGAAGUGGAGCAGCAGUUGAAAAGAGCCGAGGCUCUUCAAAGACGUAGGAUGCAAGUGGAGAAGGCAGCUAAGGAAUCUGAGGCUGAGGCUAUCAGAAAAAUCCUGGGUCAAGAAUCAAGUAGGAAGAAGCGGGAAGAUAAGAUGAAGAAACGGCAAGAAGAAUUGGCACAGGAGAAGGCUGCAAACCAUAUGGUACUUCCAUCGGACUCUGUUAGAUGGGUCAUGGGUCCCUCAGGAACAGUUGUUAUAUUCCCUAAUGAAAUGGGCUUGCCAACUAUAUUUGAUUCCAAACCUUGCAGUUACCCCCCUCCCCGUGAGAGAUGUGCUGGGCCAUCUUGUACAAACCCAUACAAGUACCGGGAUUCCAAGUCAAAGCUCCCCUUGUGUAGCCUCCAAUGCUACAAGGCAAUAAAGGAAAAGAUGCAGCCUGUAACAGCCUGUUAAUCAGGCGGACUUGGCUAUAUUAGCCUGUAACUGUAUAUAAAAGGAAUUGUAUUUUUGCUGUAGGACGUUGGAUAUUUGCAUUUGUUCUUCAUGAAAUAAGACUCUUGUUUUAAUCAAAAAGAUUGUACUAGAGAUAAACCUUAGAAGUGUUUGGAAGAUAACUUUGAAUCUCUCUCAAUUCCUUCAAAAUUCUAGCAAAAUACUAGCUGAUGUUUGGCAAGAAAGUUUAGUAGCAAUAGCAUAUAAUUUUUUUGUUUU